This is a messenger RNA of Trichosporon asahii var. asahii CBS 2479, 261 nucleotides long. RefSeq lists its product as uncharacterized. Gene Ontology annotation, molecular function: structural constituent of ribosome; mRNA binding. Gene Ontology annotation, cellular component: cytosolic small ribosomal subunit; ribosome. The coding region runs from base 1 to 261 and encodes 86 amino acids. The transcript has a single exon. NCBI's taxonomy places the organism in Eukaryota, Fungi, Basidiomycota, Tremellomycetes, Trichosporonales, Trichosporonaceae. Gene Ontology annotation, biological process: translation. The record is from RefSeq and is a predicted model, not a curated record.
AUGGUUGAGGCCGCUGCCGUCCGUGACCUCUCGGACGCCUCGGUCUACUCCGAGUACGUCCUCCCCAAGCUCUACGUCCGUCUUGCGUACUGCAUCUCGUGCGCCAUCCACGCCAAGGUCGUUCGUGUUCGUUCGGACAAGCCCGGAGCCAUCAACUCGCGUAAGAACCGUGCGCCCCCUCCCCGCGCCAUCUUCCGUGACGGCAAGCGCGUCAACCCCGCUGUCGCCGCUGCCAUCCAGGCUCGCCAGCAGCAGGCUUAA